CCUCUCCACUGAACUCCAACCCCCGCGCUCUCUAUCAGCAUCUCAUUCCUGUCUCAAUAUGUCUCAAGAUGGCGGCCAAUGCAGGAUCGAUGUUUCAAUAUUGGAAGCGCUUUGACUUACAACAACUACAGAAAGAACUAGACGCCACCGCCACACAGCUUGCCAACAGACAGGACGAGAGUGAACAGUCCAGGAAGAAACUAAUCGACCUGAGCCGCGAGUUCAAGAAGAACACACCAGAGGAUUUCCGGAAACAGGUUGCCCCUUUGCUCAAAAGCUUCCAAGGAGAGUCUGUUUUGCAGUUUUCAGUGUGUUUAACGCGGUGUGUUUUGUCUCUGCCAGACCCUGUACCUGUGCUGGAGCUGGCUCAGCAGCUGCAGCUGAAGCUCCAGAGGAUGCAUGACAUUGAGACAGAGAACACCAAACUUCGAGAGACACUGGAGGACUACAACAAAGAGUUUGCAGAGGUUAAAAACCAAGAGGUGACCAUUAAGGCCUUGAAGGAGAAGAUCCGUGAGUACGAGCAGUCUCUGAAGAAUCAAGCCGAGAACCUGGCCCAAGAGAAGCAGCUCCAGCUACACAACGACUAUGCAGAGAAGGAGAGGAAACUCCAGGAGAGCCAGGACUCCAUGUCCUCACGGUUGGAGGAGUCCGAGCACAAGGCCCAGUCCCUACAGACAGCACUUGAAACAACUCAGGCCGAGCUCUUUGAUUUGAAGACCAAGUAUGACGAGGAAUCCACAGCAAAGGCCGAUGAGAUUGAGAUGGUGAUGACAGACCUGGAAAGAGCCAAUCAGCGAGCAGAGGCAGCUCAGCGCGACAUGGACUCGCUCAGAGAGCAGGUGUCCUUGAGCAGCCAAUCCCAGCUGGGCAGCCCGGCCAAGGCCGACCCCGACACGCAGACGGAGGGGGCAUCCAACUCAAGUCAGGAGGCGGAGCUACGGGCCAAAGAAAGGGAGACAGCCCAGCUGGUGGAGGACGUCCAGAGACUGCAGGCCAGCCUGACCAAACUCCGAGAGACCACCAGCUCUCAGAUUGCACAGCUGGAGGAGCAGCUCAGCAGCAAGACUGCCACUCUCAAGGAAUUGGAGGAGAAAGUGCUUAAGCAAGCUGACUAUGAGGAGGUGAAGAAGGAGUUGAGCAUCCUCAAGUCCAUGGAGUUUGGGACAUCUGACUCUAUGCAGGACUCCUCCAAACCUCUGGAGGUGCUGUUGCUGGAGAGGAACCGCAGUCUUCAAUCUGAGAGCGCCGCUCUGCGCAUCGCCAACACUGAGCUCAGCGGGUCAGCCGGGCGGAAAGGGACAGAAGAGUCCACAACGAAGGAGGAGACCAUGCCCAGCGAUCCCUCUUCCUCGCCCCCUUCUCCCCCUCCCUCUCUUCCUUCCUCCUCCCAGUUCCCCCUGUCUCGUACUAAGACGGACACCCUAAACACUGCCACCAACACCAGCAGCGGCGAAGCGCACCCUUUCAGUCCUACGGGCAUUGGACAGGAUUUCUACUCCCCUGUGUUCCCUCUGGUGGGUGGUAAGAUGGCUUUGAACUCCCUGAUCCAGCGGCAGCUGCUUCAGACCUUCUACUCCAAAGCCUUGCAGGAGUCGUCUGGGAUCCCCAGUGGCGCUCUGCUGUUCACGCCCUUCACUCCAACCCUCAGCUCCAUCCCUACCUCCACCCCAGGCUCUGGGUCAGCUGCCAUCCCUCUGGCGGCCAGCAGCCCCCAGCCACCUCCAGCCAGCCCAGACAUGGCUCCUUUGAAUGGGAGCAGCACCGCUGGCAGUGCCCCGUCCCCGUCACCCAGCCACUCUGAGGCCACCACGGGAAGUAUUUUGGACGGGGAGGACAUGGACACGGCUGAGAUUGCCCGACAGGUGAAAGAGCAGCUGAUCAAGCACAACAUUGGCCAGCGAGUGUUUGGCCACUAUGUGCUGGGACUGUCCCAAGGAUCGGUGAGCGAGAUCCUGGCCAGACCGAAGCCGUGGAACAAGCUAACCAUCCGGGGGAAGGAGCCUUUCCACAAGAUGAGGCAGUUCCUCGCCGAUGAGCAAAACAUCCUCGCACUGCGCAGCAUCCAGGGACGGCAGAGAGAGGGCUCAGGCCAGCCCCAGCUUAGCCGAAUGUUUCAGGAUGUUCCGAAGCGGAGAGCCCUCUCCAAUACAGCUUCACACACAGGUAACAUUACCGCCCGGGUCCGCACCCCAGAGGCUGGUUCAGAUGAGGCUAUCAAGUCCAUUCUGGAGCAGGCCAAAAGAGAGCUGCAGGUGCAGAAAGCUGACUUGUCCCAUAGUCAGCCUUCAUAUACAGGACUGAAAGGUGGGGGCGGCAUGGGCGGCAUGGGCGGCAUGGGCGGGCUGGGAGGCCUGGGAGGCCUGGGAGGAGGAGGGGGCCACGGGUCAGAUGAGGCUAUCCGCUCCAUCCUAGAGCAAGCGCGCAGAGAGAUGGAGGCCCAACAAACUGCAAUGGAGCCCCUCCUCAAAGCGUCAUCUUCGUCUUCCUCCUCACUACUAUCACAGAGGGACUUCCUAAACUCCUCGCUGACCGCUCCCCUUCCCCCUUACAACCCCCUGGCACUCUCCCUCAAGAAGCCCAGCAGCUCCUUCUUGUCCUCCCCCUCAUCCCCGUCUCCCAUCCUGGACUUCAGCUCCAGCGUGAAGAGAGAGGGCAGGGGUUCUUCAGGGAUGGACCUGUCUGUUGAGGGAGCUCUCAGGCUGGGUCGGAGCUCUGAGGGGUCCGGCCGCUCUGGAAGUUCUGGAGGAGUGGGUUACUGGAGAGAGCAGUGGUGGAGCAACAUGCACACGGACCCCCGCAGGGCCUCAGUCAGCCAGACAGGAGAGGACAACCACAUGCAGGAGGACUCCAAAGAGGGAAUAUUGAGUGACAGUCUGUCUCGACACAAGCCGUGGAACAAGUUGAACCAGAGGAGCAGAGAGCCAUACCUCCGCAUGCAGCCGUGGCUCAACGGAGACCAGGGGCAAAACGCACACAUCCAGCCAGCUCAGCACCAAGCAGAGGGUACUCCCAAGACAUCUGCCAGCUGCAGCCCUGCUCCUGAGUCCCCCCUCAGUUCAGCUGAGGAGUCUGUCAACGGUCUUGGAGGGGAUCCACUCGCUUCACAGUCCUCCAGUCUCAAACCUGCGUCUGAGGAUCCCUCAGGUGGGGAGUCCCAGCCUGGCACCCCACUGCCUGUCCCCGGUCAUUCGGGUCUCAGUAUCCAGGAAAUGGUUGCCAUGUCUGUCGAGCUUGAUACUUAUGCCAUCACCAAAAAGGUUAAGGAGGUGCUGACUGAUAAUAACCUUGGCCAGCGUCUGUUUGGGGAGACUAUCCUGGGUCUGACUCAGGGUUCUGUCUCAGACCUGCUGGCCAGGCCCAAACCCUGGCACAAGCUCAGCCUGAAAGGCCGAGAGCCAUUCGUCCGUAUGCAGCUCUGGAUCCAGGACCCACACAGUGUGGAGAAACUCAUGGACAUGAAGCGCCUGGAGAAGAAAGCUUACAUGAAGAGGCGGCUAAGCUCCCUGAGUGAUAGCCAUCCUGUGGACGUGGGUUUAGUGGGGCAAGAUUACAUGCAGGGCUCCCAGAGCCCGGUUCAUCAGCAUCUGAAGAAAGCCAGGGUGGUGCUGGGCCCCGAGGAGAAGGAGGCCCUAAAAAGGGCCUACCAGCAGAAGCCCUAUCCCUCCCCAAAAACCAUUGAGGAGCUGGCCUCCCAGCUCAACCUGAAGACCAGUACUGUCAUCAACUGGUUCCAUAACUACAGGUCACGCAUCCGGCGAGAGCUCUUCAUAGAGGAGAUCCAGGCCGCUGGAGGGUUAGUAGGGCAUGGAAGUGAGGGGGGCUCCCCGUCCCUCCGAGGGUCCAAAUCAGGAGAGGGGGACAGCUGUGAUGGGACAGAAUCUGAAGGCACAGUGGAGACACGCCAGGGACUGGGUAUGGGCCUGGAAGAUCACAGAGGAGCAUGCAAAGACGACAUGGAGGUGGAGUCUGAGGCAGGGGGAUCUAAUAACUCCCCUGACCAGCUAGACUGCACCGGGCCAGGCUCCAGCUGUGGUCUGGGGCUCUUCAGCCUCACAGAGGCAUCCUCCAGUUGCUCUGCCUCUAGUACUAACAUCCCAGCCUCUGGCCCUGCCAGAAACCCCAGGGACAACAAUCUGCGCAAGAAGAAAGCUGCCAAUCUCAAUAACAUCAUCCACAGGCUGGAGAAGGCUGCUAGCAAAGAGGAUCCCUCAGAGUGGGAGUUCUAGCUCCUCCUGGGCAUCCUGCACCCCUCUUGUCUCAUAACCUCACGACCUCUAACCUUGGACCCCUCCUGCUCUGUUCCAGUUGGAGAGUGGACACAGCCAAAGUCAAGCUCAGCAGCCAUUUUUAUUACAGAAAAGCUUUCCGAAAAGAGGAAAGAAACAAAGAGUGGUUGGCAAAACCCUUAAAAAGAAGAUUUACUGAAUACCUAGAAGAACAAAAUAAGAGGACCUAUGCGUCUCUCCGUUUUUUUUUUAAACUGAGUUUUGUUUUUGUACUGAGAAAAGCACUUAGCCGUCCUGCUGGCCUCCGGCCCUGCUGUACCUUCCCCUAUUACCAGCCACUGGUGCACCAGACUGGUUCCUCCUGAGCGUGGGUCUGACCCACAGCUGAGGAUGAAACCUGGACUCAGAAACACAGGCAAGGCCUGACACAGCAGCUGUCUCAGUGAUAGACACUGUUAGAUGAUAGAUAGAGACAGGAACUCUCUUACAAGAACUCUCACUUUCUUAAAUGAGAUUUUUUCCGCUCUUCUUCUCACCUCCCAAGUGUCCACAAACCUCCCCUCACUCAGUGAGACGCCUCAUUUUUCACACUGUAGAGUGACUGUUACAAACCCUUUGCCUUUUUCACUCACUGCGUGUGUGUGUGUGUGUGUGUGCGUUUUUGUAUGUUAGGGGUUGCGUCAGUGUGCACCUGUUUGUUUGUGUGUGUGUAAACACACCUAAAAAUGGUGUGUGUGUUCUCUUCUCAAUGGCAGCAUGUUUUCUUUUUCAUCUCACUCCUACACUCUUAAGAGGGUAGUGGAAGGCCUGCCGGCUGAGCUGCCAUGGUUACUGAUGUAAGAGAGAUGAACUUUGACCUGUUGUGUCCCAUAUCCUAUCCUGCUGACAGCCAUGUGAUGGCCAGAAGGAUCUCUAAUUCCUCACAAACACACGCACUCAUCUGAAGAGGAAGGAUGGAAAGAACCCUCUUUUGCCUCCUUACCCGUCUUUAAAGGAUGAAGGAUGAUCUCUUUUUUUUGAUAUUGCAAUUUGGUUGCCAAUAAGAGAUUGCACAGUCUAUUGACUCUAAAGAGUACAAGAUAGGGAAUUUUAGGAAGCAUUUUAAUUAGUACAAAAUAAGAACAGAAAAUAAGAGAAUAACAAGUUACCGUCUUUAAAAAAACAAAAACU
This is a messenger RNA of Notothenia coriiceps (black rockcod), 5399 nucleotides long. Its product is annotated as homeobox protein cut-like 1. Gene Ontology annotation, cellular component: nucleus. The coding region runs from base 69 to 4229 and encodes 1386 amino acids. Gene Ontology annotation, biological process: regulation of transcription by RNA polymerase II. The record is from RefSeq and is a predicted model, not a curated record. The transcript has 22 exons. Lineage: Eukaryota; Metazoa; Chordata; Actinopteri; Perciformes; Nototheniidae. Gene Ontology annotation, molecular function: DNA-binding transcription factor activity, RNA polymerase II-specific; RNA polymerase II transcription regulatory region sequence-specific DNA binding.